Meleagris gallopavo (turkey) is the source of this 444-nucleotide messenger RNA. NCBI's taxonomy places the organism in Eukaryota, Metazoa, Chordata, Aves, Galliformes, Phasianidae. The record is from RefSeq and is a predicted model, not a curated record.
GCCCUUUAACUAACAUGUAACUCUUCUGUGGAUUAGGAUGUGACAGAUUGCUUGAGGAAAUGCCAGUCUGACUACGACUGCUGUGUUCAGUGUUCAGUAACCCAGAGAAAAGCCUACGUGCCCAAUAAGAGCGCUAACACAUAGCAAGCCAACCCGAUGGCGUCCUCUACUGCUGUGCCUGUAGGAUUUCACUAUGAAACAAAAUACGUAGUUCUCAGCUACCUGGGGCUUUUAUCACAAGAAAAGCCACAGGAGCAUCCUUCUGCUUCAACUCAAGGGACUCAACAACAGCUUAUGGCACAACAUGCUUCAGAGAAAGAGGCUUUGGAAAAGAUUAAAAUAGAAAUCGAGGAGGAGCUAAAACAUCUUGAUGAAGAGAUCUUGGAAGGUGCUCUUCGAAUUUUCCCCUCACAAUUGAUAAUUGGUUAAUUUAUAACAAGUACU